Geodia barretti is the source of this 321-nucleotide messenger RNA. NCBI's taxonomy places the organism in Eukaryota, Metazoa, Porifera, Demospongiae, Tetractinellida, Geodiidae. The record is from the annotation of a GenBank genome assembly.
AUGGUGAAGGAUCAACUGGACCGUUCCGGGCACCUGAAGCUGCUGAGUGGCGGCGCGGUGCUUACCGGCGGCGGCGCGUUGCUGCCCGGUGCGGCGGAGCUGGCAACCGAGGUGUUGGGACUUCCGGCCCGCAUAGGCUAUCCGACGCCGCUGGGCGGACUGGUGGAAGAGUACCGCAGUCCGCAGUUCGCGACCGGAGUAGGUCUGGUGAUGUACGGCCACGGCAAGCGCCGCCCGCAGCACUUCGACAUGAAUACCAGUGAGAGCGGAUACGACAGCGUUUGGGACCGGAUGAAGCGCUGGUUUCGCGAAUUCAUAUGA